AUGGACUUCGUGACGCAUAUGCCGAAGUCCGACCGAGGAAAUACGUUUUUGCUACUAUUCCAAGAUAUGUUUUCUGGAUAUGUGAUGUGCAAGCCGAUGGAUUCAACCACCGCUCAGGCUGUCGCGGAGGUGUAUGAGGAACGAGUAUUCCUGAACCUUGGAGCAAGUUCGAUGAUUCGGCAUGAUCAAGAUCCUCGCUUUAUGAGCGAGGUGUUCACUCAUUUUCGAGAACUCUUGAAUAGUCGCCAGAGGGCUACUUUGGGAUACCGGCCUCAAGCGAACGGACAACAGAGCAUUCGUGCCUAUAUCGAGCAGGCCGACCAGAGUGACUGGGACGACCAUGCAGAAAGGUUGAUGUUUGCGCUAAACACUUCGUUCGACGCGACACGUUUAGAUACCCCGUUCUACUGGAUUCAUGGCUGGGAUCCACAAAGCACUCUGAAGGCGAUAUUGGGUCCAACACCAUCAAGUGUACCUGAAAGGACUGCCUACGAGUGGAGACGAAAAGUUCAGAGAGACUAUAGCUACGCGAAGGCGUGCGCCGAGGACUUGCAGAACCAAGCCCGACGACAUCGUUCCGAUCUCCAAACGCAA
Messenger RNA from Phytophthora megakarya, 594 nucleotides. The record is from the annotation of a GenBank genome assembly. Lineage: Eukaryota; Oomycota; Peronosporomycetes; Peronosporales; Peronosporaceae.